CAUCAGCGGAUUCUUACCCUUGCUGUUUGUUUACUUUUUUCCUUCACUUUCACUACUUCUCGACUACUGCGCUCUGAUUGGCUGUUAUUCGAUGGAUUUUUAAAAUUGACCAAUCAGCAUUUACGUUGAAUUUUGUCAACACAGGCACGUGUGUUUUUGGCGCAGACACCUGGAUUUCAUAAGCAGCGAGCAAAAAUGCUUGAUUUUCCUGGUUUUUGAGACAAAACGAGAUUUAAAUACGAGAGAGGAGUAAAAUGGCAGGCAAAAGUUUAAUCCACACUUCCAUUGCUCGCACCCACGGCAACAUUCAGCGCUUUGAGCAGAACAGCGAUGAACUGCGGGAACAUUUGUACAAGUUCGCCCUCAUUCCUUGGUCAGAUGGCUUCCGGUCUGUGUGCGAAGUCACCAGAGACCCAUUUCUGCACCCCGACUACUGUCAAUGCGACAGAACCGUUUUUGACAUUUCCACCAUGCAAACUGGCAGUGAUGGGCUGCCCAUGAAAAUUCCUCCACACCAGCCAAUAUCAAGCGUGGAAAUAAGUAAAAUAAAAGUUUUAGACCAGCAGAUCAAAACGGUGGCCAACGCCAAAGUGUCGGUGAUAUUCGACAGUGCCGAAAGUGCUUCUUCGUGGAGAGCAGACUUGCCUGCCUUUGAAAAUAUUCUCCUUUCUGUUCUAAGCAUGAAUUUGUUCUACGUAACUCAGCACAGUUUAGUGGACGUUGAGGGCCUUGAUUUGCACAACAUCAAGUAUCUUGUUUUCCACUGCAACAAGCUGAAUGGGUGCUUGGCUAAAUUUUCAAAGAACAGUAAAAUUUCUGUGAGGAAUGUCAUCGACAUUGGUUCUUACUCAAAAGUUCUCUCAACGAAAAAUUACCAAGUUGCCCUCGGCUUGGAAGCUCCCUUUGAGAAGUUGAACAAUCUUGUCCGAGAUUGCCUUAGAAAUGGAGACGAGGAUAGAAAAAAUAACAAAGUCUUAGUUUCUGGUCCUUCAGGCUGCGGAAAAACGGUCCUUGUGGAGCACCUGUGCCAAAGAAAUAACCUGAGCUUGAUCCAAAUUUCUGGCGGAACCUUUGCCGAGUCCAAACCCGGAGAGGCAGAGCAAAAGUUGAGAAGCAUCUUUGAAACAGCAAAGAGGCUAACACACUGCGCCAUUGUAAUUGACCAAAUCGAAGCAGUCUGCCCAAAAAUCAAUGACACAACCCAGAGUCAUUCUCGACGACUUGUGAAACAAAUGGCUUCUUUGCUGGACGAAUAUUUGCAUUCAGUUUUUGUCGUCGGCGUCACAUCGAAGCCUGGCAAUGUGGAUCCGUCCAUAAUUCGAGCUGGACGGCUCGAACACGAAAUUUCUAUUGGUCCCCCAACUGAGAAGGAAAGGGAGAUCAUGUUGAAAAACCUGUUGUCUAAUUUUAUUAAGGAUUCCAAUUCUGUAGAAAGUUUUUCCUCCGAGGCCGCAAAAGUGACCCCAGGUUAUGUCCUGGCUGACCUGUCCAUGCUCGCCAGGGAGACUGCCCUUCUGAAGACAAAAUUGCCACACAAUGAUUGGCACUCAAUAUUUAAAUGUGCCCUUGCUGGAAUGAAACCAGCGUCUCUACGAAGUGGCCUAGGCGUCGUCACAACAGACCCAAUGUCCAUCCAGCAGAUUGGUGGAUUGACGGAGAUAAAAAAGAAGUUGAAAAUUCUGAUUGAGUGGCCUUUGGUCCAUCCUGAGGCGUUUGAACGCAUGGGUAUACCCAGACCUAAAGGUGUUCUGCUUUAUGGGCCUCCAGGAUGUGCCAAAACAUCUUUAGUCAAAUCGAUUGCAACCAUGACUGGGAAAUCAUUCUUUGCCGUGUCUGCUGCGGAACUCUACUCGUCUCUUGUUGGCGAGUCUGAAAAAAGUGUGGUCGCUUUAUUUAGAAAGGCAAGAUCUGCUGCUCCAGCCAUUCUAUUCAUUGAUGAAAUAGAUGCACUUGUUGGUCACCGAGGUGGGGGCCAGAUACAGACUGGAGUGCAAGAACGAGUUCUGGCCACAGUUUUGGUUGAAAUGGACGGUUUAAUUGCACCCUCGAGUGAAGGUGGAGUCCUCAUUGUAGCUUCAACAAAUAGACCCGACUUGGUUGAUGCUGCCCUGCUGCGGCCAGGACGUUUUGACCAAAUAAUUCAUGUUCCUGCUCCCGACUUUGAAAGCAGAAAGUCGAUAUUGGUGGCAAAGUCCUCUUGCAUGGCAGUGUCACCAGAUGUCGACUGGAAUGCGAUUGCCAGGAAAACCGAGCUUUUCUCUGGAGCUGAUUUGCAGAACUUGUGCCAAGAGGCUGCCUUGCACGCCCUCACCAUUGAUGGGAUGGAAGUGGAAGAAGUUCAAUACAAACACUUUGAGUUUGUUUUGCAGAAUAUGAAACCGUCAUUGUCGAGUAAAUGCCUAGAUUGGUUUACCAAAUACAAACCAGGACACUAAUAAAAAUGUGUU
Neocloeon triangulifer is the source of this 2447-nucleotide messenger RNA. RefSeq names its product ATPase family gene 2 protein homolog B-like. The transcript is spliced from 7 exons. The coding region runs from base 255 to 2435 and encodes 726 amino acids. The record is from RefSeq and is a predicted model, not a curated record. Gene Ontology annotation, molecular function: ATP hydrolysis activity; ATP binding. Lineage: Eukaryota; Metazoa; Arthropoda; Insecta; Ephemeroptera; Baetidae.